GAAAAAAAUGAGACCGCACAGACGGUAAAACUUUUUAAAGGUCCGUUAUGUGAGCACGAGGAACUAACAGACCGACAUAACACGGUUAACCCCCUCUAAAGUUCUGUUUGUGGUUCAUUUUCAUUUACCGGUCACGGUAGCCGGCACGUGCUACCGGUUUCUGCCUGGAGGAAGAUUUAAAGAGACGUGUUUUUGUUUUUUUUUUUCCCGGUAGACAGUAGAGAUGUGGGUAGGCGGUGGACGGAGUCAACUCAGUAACCGUAAACUCACUGCAAACUUACCGUGAACACGGAUUUAACGGUAACGGAAUACCGGGAGAUCUGUUUUUCAUCUCACAGUCACUUUGGACUGGUUUAACGGAGAUUUAUUCGGUUUAUUUGACGGAUUUUCACCAGUGGAACACCGGCUGCCCGGAGGCUCGUAACCAAAGCAACAUGUUGCAGUGGCUGAGUGAUAUUUUCUGGCAGGAGCGUCUCUGGUUUCCAGAAGGUUUAGGGUGGGCGGAUCUUGAAGAUAGGGAUGGACGUGUCUACGCAAAAGCAGGGGACUUGUGGGUGGCCCUGCCCAUCGCGUUCGUCUUCCUCAUACUUCGUCAGAUCUUUGAAAGUACGGUUGCUACGUAUCUGGCCUCGUUGCUGGGAAUAAAAGAAACCUUACGAAGAAAUGCAGCUCACAAUCCAACACUGGAGUCAUACUACUGUCACUCCAGCAAAUACCCAACACAGAAGUGUGUAGCGGAGUUGUGUAGACAAAGCGGCUGUUCAGAGAAGCAGCUGCAGCGUUGGUUCAGACGGAGAAGAAACCAGGACAGACCCAUCCUGAUUAAGAAGUUCAGAGAGGCCAGUUGGAGGUUUGUGAUUUAUCUCUUUGCCUUUGUUGCUGGUCUAGUCGCUCUCAUUGAUAAACCAUGGCUGUAUGAUUUGGAAGAGAUGUGGAAGGGAUUCCCAACUCUGACUGUCUUACCCUCCCAGUAUUGGUACUACAUGCUUGAGUUGGGAUUUUACUUCUCUCUCCUCUUCAGCGUGGCUUCAGAUGUCAAACGCAAAGACUUUAAAGAGCAGAUCAUCCACCAUGUUGCCACCAUCACACUGAUCAGUUUCUCUUGGUGUAUGAACUACAUCCGUGCAGGAACUCUCAUCAUGUUUCUGCACGAUUCCUCUGACUACCUACUGGAGUCAGCUAAGAUGUUUAACUAUGCAGGAUGGAGGAAGACCUGUAACUACAUCUUCAUUGUGUUUGCUGUGUUCUUCAUCAUCACCCGACUCGUCAUCUUCCCAUUCCGGAUCCUCUACUGUACAUGGGUGUAUCCUCUGACGCUCUACUCUCCAUUCUUCGGAUAUUACUUCUUUAACGGGCUGCUGCUGGUGCUGCAGUGUUUACACGUGUUCUGGGCUGCACUCAUCAUCCGCAUGGCACUGCGCUUCCUGCCCCACAACGAGAUUGUGGAAGACGAGAGGAGCGACAGAGAUGAGACGGAUGACUCUGAGGAGGAGGACGAGGAGAGGAACGGUGACAUAAAGAAGCAUGGAGCGUUACGGAAUGGCUACACCACGCACAACAACAACCACCGCAACCACCGCAAAGCACACUGACAGAGAAACUGAGACACAGAGAGAGAGAGAGAGAGAGAGGUUCCAUUUAUUCUCUCUUCUCCUCACACACACACACACACACACACACACACACACACACACACACACACACACACCACUUUACCGUGUGAGUAUGCUACUGCUACAGAUGCUGCUAGCUGCUAGCUCACCUCCAGGCCCAGAGAGGAGCCUCCAAAAAAGAGCUCGAGAUGGCUGAUGAUGUCAUGAGGUCACAUGACCACCAUUUUGGUGCUUCCUCUUUUUACAUUCUGUAAAAUGAACACUCCUUUAUGGGCAUAAUGUACACAUUUUUCUGCAGCAACACCAAAUUUUUCCAAAAGUUUGGUGUUGCACAAAAUGCUACACUUGUGCUUUACCCAAAGAGUCAUUAGCUAAGUAGCUAGCUUCAUUAGUGUGCUAGAUCUGGACUAUUUAUUUGAGUGAGUAAGGCAACACAGGAAAAACAUUUUCAGUUUUCAAGUGCAUCACAUUAAAUAAAUACAAAUUGAUGACAGGACACUAAUUUUUAGUGAGUGCGCAACAUUUCACUAGUCACCUAGUUGGGGAUCUAGGGCUCUAAUACGGACUUGGUGCACUGCUGUGUGCAUAAUGAUGCCAAAGUGCCAGAAAGAUAUAUAUAUAUAUAUAUAUAGAGAGAGAGAGAGAGCAAGAGAGGAACAAACUGCAGCAUUGUCUUUGGUUUAAUGAAUCACGUGCCUUAUAUGUCCUUUCUGUCCUCGUCUGUCUGUAAUCCCUCUGUUUCUGUUCAAUUUUAAUACCAAACCUGUCUCACUGUCAAACGCCACUCACGUUAAAGCAGAAUCUUCACAUGAAUCUACACGGGUGAUCCCUCGUGUGUGUGUGUGUGUAAAUAUUAUAUAUUUACAUAUAUGUAUUGCAGAUUGUACACCAAGUGUGUAGUGAAGCGGUACAUCUGGGACACGUUCUCUAGCAGCUUUUCUGAUGGAGUUAGCUAAAAGGAAUACACACCUGCCACAUCCCAAACCAUAUAUUACCAUCCUAAACCACAACUGUAACUGAGGUAGUUAAUAUGUUAAAAGGACAUAACAUCAGCCAUGUCCCGAACUCCAUACCACCAUACUAAAAAGUAUGCUCAACAUUUAAUAAAUAAUUAAAUAAAGACUGGCCUUGUUCCAAACCACAUACUAAUAUACUAAAUAGUAUGCUAUGUCCAAAAAAAAAAAGUUUGCUGUGUUCCAAAUUGCAAAUUAGUAAAUAGUAUGUCAAAACAAGAUAAUUAAAAGCUAAAAGAGUGGCUGUGUUCCAAAUCACAUGAAAAAUAAAUGAGGCAGCAUCCCAAAUUGCAUACUACCAAAGAAAAUAGUGAGUCACUCCUUGAUCUCUCUCGUUCUCUAUUUUUUUUUUAUCUCUGUUUUAACUUACUGCUGCGUCCUCACCACCCCCAGCCAAAACUUAACUACAGUGUUAUCAUUUUUAUUCUUCUGUUUACUGAGCUGCAUUGUUUGAUGAUGAUCAUGAUGGAGCUAAUAAACCAGUGAGAAUCACA
Pangasianodon hypophthalmus (striped catfish) is the source of this 3120-nucleotide messenger RNA. RefSeq names its product ceramide synthase 2b (gene cers2b). The transcript has 11 exons. The record is from RefSeq and is a predicted model, not a curated record. Gene Ontology annotation, molecular function: sphingosine N-acyltransferase activity; DNA binding. Gene Ontology annotation, biological process: ceramide biosynthetic process. Lineage: Eukaryota; Metazoa; Chordata; Actinopteri; Siluriformes; Pangasiidae. Gene Ontology annotation, cellular component: membrane. The coding region runs from base 435 to 1592 and encodes 385 amino acids.